Molecule: messenger RNA, 1255 nt
Organism: Durotheca rogersii
Lineage: Eukaryota; Fungi; Ascomycota; Sordariomycetes; Xylariales; Xylariaceae
Exons: 2
Coding region: 5-1042 (345 amino acids)
Molecular function (GO): dioxygenase activity
Source: RefSeq, a predicted model, not a curated record
AAAGAUGGGCUCCCUACCUCCACCCGCAGGUAUCCAAACCAUUGAUAUCUCUACUCUGAUUAACAGCAACGACCCAGUUGCCCGCAAAGCUAAGGCCGAUGAACUCGUAGCCGCUAUACACAUCCAAGGUGCCUGCGCUAUAGUUGGUCAUGGCAUCAAGGUGGACAGAAUGAGGGAGGCCCUCGACUGGUCUCGCAAGUUCUUCGACCUCCCGUACGAAGAGAAAGCCAAAGCCAACCACCCCAACGGAAUCGUGCCACACCGUGGCUACUCCGGGAUUGGGAGGGAAAAGUGCUUGAUAUACACGGAAGAAGAGCUUAAGAACAUGACAGGAGAACUGAGCACCGAUUUCAAGAAGGCGCUUGAUUUCAAGGAGCAUUACGAUAUUGGCAGUGAUGGAGAGAAAGUCCAUUACAACCUGUGGAUUGACGAGGCCGCACUGCCCGGCUUCCGCGCCUGGGCGCAGAGCUACUAUUGGGAGAUGGAGAAGCUGAGCAGGACGGUGCUGGAGGCGAUGUUGCUCGGGCUCGAGGUGGACGAGGAGGCGCAGAAGUACUUCAUGAGCAUCCACACGGGGCACCAGAACGGGCUGCGGCUGAUGCACUACCCGUCGGCACACGAGUCGACGAUCGACCGGUCGUCGCUGACGUGGUGCCCGACACACACGGACUUCACGACGUACACGUUGCUGAUGCAGGACAAGAACCAGGGGCUGGAGAUCGAGGACCGGCUGCACCCGGGCACGUUCCUGCAGGCAACGACGGAGAUUGAGGACCGCCUGUACCUGACCAUCGGCGACUUCGGCGAGAUCUGGACCAACGGCUACCUGCCCGCGUCGCGGCACCGCGUCAUCAUCCCUCGCGCCAGCGACGGCUCCGACAUCACCCCCAAGCGCUACUCCAUGCCCUACUUCAUCACUCCCGCCGAAGACGGCAUCACCGGCCCCCAGAACACUGGAAAGCCUGGGACUAUGCCCCCUGGAAAGUACAAGACGAGCACCAUCAAGGAGCACAUCGAGUUUAGGAUGAAGUUCCAGUACUAGGCUAGGAGGCAUAAAGGGGGGCGGGGACUAGGGAAGGGUUCGAAUUGGACUCGUCAGGGAUGUGCAAUCAAGGAUUGGCUUUUUUUGAGGAUGAUGACAUACAUGAUUGACUAGGGACUCGGUCUACGUAGUGCGUUCUGAUGUUAUUGUUGAUUCUCGGCGUUAGCUGGGGAUUGUAAUAUCACACUGCCCACUUGAACACCGAAAUAGGGG